ACCAACACAAUCACUUAUCAAAUAGCUAACAAUUCACAAGAAGAAGCAAUGGCACACUCUCGUUUUUUUAACGUUUUGUUAGUCCUAAUGACCAUUGCUUCCAUAUUCUCCACAUUUGCUGAGGCCAAUAGGGGCUUUGGGUGGGGUUGGGGUGGGCACUCCAACAAUUCAAGUGGUUCAGGCUCAAACUCGAGGUCCGGAUGGGGUUGGGGUUGGGGUCAAGGCUCCAACUAUUCAAGUGGUUCAGGUUCAACCCCAGGGUCAGGAUGGGGUUGGGGCUCUAGCCGAAACGGCUCAGGCUGGGGUUGGGGUUGGGGCGGGGUUCCCAACAAUACACACAACUCGGGAUCUGGCGGCUCGGGUUGGGGCAUGGGUCCUAACAACAAUUACAGCUCGGGAUCUGGAGGGUCGGGUUCGGGCUGGGGAUAUGGAGGUCAUUCAAAAAACUAUAAUGCUACCUACAAUGGACCUAGAAAGAUCAUAGUGGGUGGAGACAAAGGGUGGAAUUAUGGUGUCAAUUACGCCGAUUGGGCUUCUAAGACUGCUCCAUUCUUUCUCAAUGACAUACUUGUUUUCAAAUAUAACCCACCAGCCCCGUUCACGCACAGCGUCUACUUGCUUCCGAACCCAUCGAGCUAUGAAAAGUGUGACGUGAAGAAAGGCAAAAUGAUUGCAUCCCCGAAGCAAGGUGCGGGAAAAGGCUUUGAGUUUGUUCUAAAACAGAUGAGACCUUACUACAUUUCGUGCGGCGAGCAUGAUGGUGCUCACUGCAACAACGGUACCAUGAAGUUCACCGUCAUGCCCAUGCUACCCCGUUGGUAAUGUGGUAUUAAAUUCAAUUUCAACGU
Messenger RNA from Arabidopsis arenosa, 848 nucleotides. The record is from the annotation of a GenBank genome assembly. Lineage: Eukaryota; Viridiplantae; Streptophyta; Magnoliopsida; Brassicales; Brassicaceae.